AUGGCGUCCAGUCUGACGUGCACAGGGGCGGUGUGGGCGCUGCUGUCCCUGAUGUGCGCCGCCGCGUCCUGCGUGGGCUUCUUCAUGCCAUACUGGCUGCUGGGAUCUCAGAUGGACAAGCCGGUGUCUUUCGGGACCUUCCGUCGAUGCUCAUACCCGGUGCGCGACGAGGAGCGCCAGGCCACCGUCAUGCUGGAGCAGUGCGGUCGCUACGCUUCUUUCCAUGCCAUCCCUAGCCUGGAGUGGCGCAUCUGCACGGUGGUGACGGGCGUAGGCUGCGGCCUCCUCCUCUUGGUGGCGCUCACCGCUCUCAUGGGCUGCUGCAUCUCCGAGCUCAUCUCGCGUACCAUCGGUCGCGUGGCCGGGGGCAUCCAGUUCGUCGGAGGUUUGCUCAUCGGAUCGGGCUGCGCUCUUUACCCGCUGGGUUGGGACAGUGAGGAAGUGCAGCAGACGUGCAGCAACGCCUCCGACCAGUUUCAACUCGGUUCCUGUGAGAUUGGCUGGGCCUACUACUGCACAGGCGCCGGGGCGGCGGGCGCCAUGUUGCUUUGCACCUGGUUGUCAUGUUUCGCCGGCAAGAAGCAGAAGCAGUACCCGUACUGA
Nerophis lumbriciformis (worm pipefish) is the source of this 603-nucleotide messenger RNA. Lineage: Eukaryota; Metazoa; Chordata; Actinopteri; Syngnathiformes; Syngnathidae. The record is from RefSeq and is a predicted model, not a curated record.